Messenger RNA from Naumovozyma dairenensis CBS 421, 1560 nucleotides. RefSeq names its product putative mannosyltransferase (gene KTR6). The record is from RefSeq and is a predicted model, not a curated record. Gene Ontology annotation, cellular component: membrane; Golgi apparatus. Gene Ontology annotation, biological process: protein N-linked glycosylation; protein O-linked glycosylation; cell wall mannoprotein biosynthetic process. Lineage: Eukaryota; Fungi; Ascomycota; Saccharomycetes; Saccharomycetales; Saccharomycetaceae. The coding region runs from base 1 to 1560 and encodes 519 amino acids. The transcript has a single exon. Gene Ontology annotation, molecular function: alpha-1,2-mannosyltransferase activity.
AUGUCGAAGAAAAAACUUUUCAUUAGUAAAAGGCAUCUAAGAUACUCAGUUCUACUGGGUAUAAUAUUAACCAUAUUAUUAAUGACCUUACGUUCACCUGACAACGACACAGAGGUAACAUCAAGGGCAUUAAAACUAACUCAACAACAAUCACAAAGGGAAUCACGUCCAGGUAGUGGAUCCGGCAAAUCCUUCUUCUCAUUUGAUGAAAUCCCAUCAUUAAACAAGAACGAAGGUGGCUUUAUGGGAACAGGUAACACUAACGAACUAGACUCUACUCUAAAUUUUGAUCUUAAUGAUGAUGAUCUUUCAUUUGAUAAGAUUCCUAAAUAUGAUGAAUUCGGAGAACUAAUAGAUUAUUCCAAAUAUAUUCCUAAAUUAGCCAACUACACUAACGCAACACUUUCUCAAUUCACUGCUAAAGAAUUAAUUAGAUUCAAACAAGAUUAUGAUAAUGAACAAGAAAAUUUGAAAAUGAAGACACGUGAAGAGAAAAGGGCUAAGUUUAUUAAAUCACAAACUGAAAGAUAUGGUGGACCAGAUACGUUAAUGAGUGCUAUGGUUCCGUCAUGGGCUAAUGUGGGUGAUAGGCCUAAAGCUUGUCUUUUCGCUUAUAUUGAAGAUGAUGAUCAUGAUGGUAUUAUGAAAUCUAUUAAUGAGAUGGAAGAUAUGUUUAAUAGACAAUUUAAUUAUCCUUGGGUUUUUUUAACGAGGUAUGGUAUUAGUGAAGAGUUUAAACAAGAUAUUAAUGAUACUUUGAGAGUGGAUUUCCAAAUUGGUCAAAUUGAUGAAAAGGAUUGGAAUGGAUAUCCUUCAUUUAUUGAUGAUAUUAAGGCAGAAGAGGCAAAGAUUAAAAUGGCCGGAUUAGAAUUUGGUGAUUCAUUGGAAUUUAGAUUGAAGAAUAGAUAUUUCGCUGGGUUGUUUUGGAAACAUGCAUUGUUUAAAGAUUUUGAUUGGUAUUGGAGGGUAGAACCAAAUAUGGAAUUGAGAUGUGAAAUUGAUUAUGAUGUUUUCAGGUGGCUGCAAGAUAAACAAAAAUCAUUUGGGUUUUCUAUUUCAAAAAAAGAAAAUAAAGAUACUUUACCUGGAUUAUGGGACGAAGUGAAAAAAUUUAAAGAUGAAAAUAAAAAAUUAAUUCAUGAUAAAAAUUUUAUGAGGUUUGUUUCAGAUGAUGAUGGUAAUUCAUUUAAUCAAUGUAGUUUUUGGAGUAAUUUUGAAGUGGCUAAUUUGAAUUUUUUCAGAUCAUCAGCCUUUAAUAAAUUUUUUGAAAGUUUAGAUAAUAAUGGUGGGUUUUUUUAUGAAAGAUGGGCAACAGAUCCUCUUCAUACGAUAGCUGUAUCUUUAUUAGUCUCUAGAGAUACAUUUGUAAUUUUUUUUCUAGAUUUUGGAUUUUAUAGUGAACCAUAUGAAAAUUGUCCAUUAGAUGAUAUUAAAUGGAGAGAAUCUAAAUGUAAAUGUGAUCAAGGUAACGAUUUCACAUUUAUGGGUGGUUCGUGCACGAAAAAAUUCUACGAGGUCAUGGAAUGGCCAAAACCUGAUGGUUGGAAUAAACGUACAUGA